Mytilus californianus (California mussel) is the source of this 753-nucleotide messenger RNA. RefSeq names its product lactase-like protein. Gene Ontology annotation, biological process: carbohydrate metabolic process. The transcript is spliced from 5 exons. The record is from RefSeq and is a predicted model, not a curated record. Gene Ontology annotation, molecular function: beta-glucosidase activity. NCBI's taxonomy places the organism in Eukaryota, Metazoa, Mollusca, Bivalvia, Mytilida, Mytilidae. The coding region runs from base 31 to 753 and encodes 240 amino acids.
UCGUUAAACUGCAUGUAAGAAUUUCAAAAGAUGCACAGAAUAUUAGUUUUGUGCUAUUAUUUUGUAGCUAUUGUUGCAAAUGACGACUUUCUGUUGGAAAAAUUUCCUGUCGAUUUUGGAUGGGGAGUAUGUAGUUCAGCAUACCAAACGGAAGGAGCAUGGAACGAACACGGCAAGGGUGAAAGUAUCUGGGACAGAUUUACACAUAGUGGUCAUGUACUAGGUGGAGUCACAGGUGAUGUGGCAGCAGACAGCUUCAAUAAAUACUCAGAAGAUAUCACUUGUAUUCAACAUUUAGGGGCAAAGCAUUUUAAACUUCAGUUGUCCUGGACCAGAAUACAGCCAUCAGGUGAUGGACCAUUUAACACUGAAGGCAUACAGCACUAUCAUAAUGUCAUUACUGCUUACCAAGAAGCAGGGAUUUCCCUCAUGGUGGAGUUAUAUCACUGGGAUCUACCUCAGGCACUUCAAGAUUUAGGAGGAUGGCUCAAUCCUACCAUUGUUGAUAAAUUUGCAGCUUAUGCAGAUAAAUGCUUCAAGGAAUAUGGCCUCAAGGUGAAACAAUGGAUCACAUUUCAUGACCCUUACACAUUUGUUUAUGGAGGAUAUGGAACAAAAGACAUGGCUCCUGGUAUUGAUGGCCCUGCAGAGACUGUUUACAAGGCUGCUAGUAAUGUCUUACUGGCUCAUUCUACUGCAUACAACAGAUACAAGAACAACUACAAAACUAAACAGCAAGGAUCUCCUAAAUAG